This is a messenger RNA of Myotis myotis, 19931 nucleotides long. RefSeq names its product adhesion G protein-coupled receptor V1 (gene ADGRV1). The transcript is spliced from 91 exons. The coding region runs from base 1 to 19017 and encodes 6338 amino acids. Gene Ontology annotation, biological process: cell surface receptor signaling pathway; cell communication; negative regulation of adenylate cyclase activity. The record is from RefSeq and is a predicted model, not a curated record. Gene Ontology annotation, molecular function: G protein-coupled receptor activity. NCBI's taxonomy places the organism in Eukaryota, Metazoa, Chordata, Mammalia, Chiroptera, Vespertilionidae. Gene Ontology annotation, cellular component: membrane.
AUGGAAAGUGUUUUGGAAAAAGUGGGACUUGAUCUGGACUUUGAAAAAUGGUGGAGGAGAGGAAGUAGAAAGAAGUACAGAGAAGGCCCUGGGGAGAAGCUUGGAUCAAAGGAGCUGAGCUCUCUAUGGCUGCAUUGGCUUUAUUUCCAGAUUUUGGAGGAAACUGGCCGUAAUCACACUGUCCUGAACCCAGUGAUACGUUUUGUGAACAAAUUUUUUUCUCCCAUAGGGAUGCCCUCUACAUCUUUAUUCGUAAAUCUUCUUUCAGCUUUAUUCAUCUCUUUUGUGUUUGGAGAAACAGAAAUAAGGUUUGCUGGACAAACAGAAUUUGUAGUUAAUGAAACAAGUACAACAGUUAUUCGUCUUGUCAUCGAAAGGAUAGGAGAGCCAGCAAAUGUCACAGCAAUUGUGUCGCUGUAUGGAGAAGACACCGGGGACUUUUUUGACACAUACGCUGCAGCUUUUAUACCUGCUGGAGAAACAAAUAGGACAGUGUACAUAGCAGUAUGUGAUGAUGACAUACCAGAGCCUGAUGAGACUUUUAUUUUUCACUUAACAUUACAGAAUCCUUCAGCAAAUGUGAAGCUUGGAUGGCCCCGGACUGUUACUGUGACAAUAUUAUCAAAUGACAAUGCAUUUGGAAUUAUUUCAUUUAAUAUGCCUUCCUCAAUCACAGUGCGGGAGCCCAGGGGCAGAAACGAAUCUGUGCCCCUGACUCUCAUCAGAGAAAAAGGAACCUAUGGAAUGGUCACGGUGACUUUUGAGGUAGAGGGUGGCCCAAAUCCACCAGAAGAAGAUUUGAGUCCAGUUAAAGGAAACAUCUCCUUUCCCCCGGGCAUAGCAAUAGUAGUUUAUAACCUGACAGUGCUUGAUGAUGAGGUACCAGAAAAUGAUGAAACAUUUUUGAUUCAACUUAAAAGUGUAGAAGGAGGAGCUGAGAUUAACACUUCUAGGAGCUCCGUUGAGAUCAUCAUUAAGAAAAAUGAUAGUCCUGUGAGGUUCAUUCAGAGCAAUUAUUUGGUACCGGAGGAAGACCACAUUCUCAUAAUUCCAGUGAUUCGUGGAAAAAAUGACAGUGGCUAUCCAAUUGGAUCUGAUGAAUAUGAAGUUUCAAUCAGUUAUGCUAUUGUAACUGGGAAUUCAACAGCACAUGCCCAGCAAAAUGUAGACUUCAUUGAUCUUCAGCUAAACACAACUAUUGUUUUUCCACCUUUUGUUCAUGAAUCAUACCUGAAAUUUCAAAUAAUUGAUGACACCGUACCAGAGAUUGCUGAAUCGUUUCAUGUUGUGUUACUAAAAGAUACCUUAAAGGGAGAUGCUGUGCUAGUAAGCCCUUCUGUUGUACAAGUCACCAUUAAGCCAAAUGACAAACCUUAUGGGGUCCUCUCAUUCAACAGUGUCUUGUUUGAAAGGACAGUUAUAAUUGAUGAAGAUACAACAUCAAGAUUUGAAAAUAUUACCGUCGUCAGAAAUGGCGGCACCCAUGGGAAUAUUUCCGUGAACUGGGUGUUGACACGGAAUAGCAGUGAUCCCUCACCGGUAACAGCAGAUAUUGGACCAAGUUCUGGAGUUCUCCACUUUGCACAAGGGCAGAUGUUGGCAUCCAUUCCUCUUACUGUCGUUGAUGAUGAUCUUCCAGAAGAGGCAGAAGCUUAUCUGCUGCAGAUUCUGCCUCAUACAAUACGAGGAGGUGCAGAAGUGAGCGAACCAGCAGAGCUUUUGUUCUACAUUCAGGAUAGUGAUGAUGUUUAUGGCCUGAUAACAUUUUUUCCUAUGGAAAACCAGAAGAUUGAAAGCAGCCCAGGAGAACGAUAUUUAUCCUUGAGUUUUUCAAGAUCAGGAGGAACUAAAGGAGAUGUGAGGAUGUUUUAUUCUGCACUUUAUAUUCCGGCCGGAGCUGUGGACCCUUUGCGAGCAAAAGAUGGCAUCUUAAAUAUAUCCAGGAGAAAUAGCCUCAUUUUUCCAGAACAAAAAACCCAAGUCACUACUAAAUUACCAAUAAGGAAUGAUGCAUUCCUUCAAAAUGGGGCCCACUUCCUUAUACAGUUGGAAACUGUGGAGUUGGUGAACAUAAAUCCCCCAAUUCCACCUAUCAGUCCUAGAUUUGGGAAAAUCUGCAAUAUUUCUUUAGCCGUUACUCCAGAUAUUGCAAAUGGAGAAAUUGGCUUUAUUAGCAACCUUCCGAUCAUUUUGCAUGAACCAGAAGAUUCCCCUGCUGAAGUGGUAUACAUUCCCUUACAUCGGGAUGGAACUGAUGGCCAGGCUACUGUCUAUUGGAGUUUGAAGCCCUCUGGCUCUAAUUCAAAAGCAGUGACCCUGGACGAUAUAGGUCCCUUUAAUGGCUCUGUUGUAUUUUUAUCUGGCCAAAGUGACACAACAAUCAACAUUACUGUCAAAGCUGAUGACAUACCGGAAAUGAAUGAGACAGUAACACUUUCUCUAGACAGGGUCAAUGUGGAAAAUCAAGUGCUGAAGUCUGGAUAUACUAGCCGUGAUCUGAUUAUUUUGGAAAAUGAUGAUCCUGGGGGAAUUUUUGAAUUUUCUCCUGAUUCCAGAGGACCCUAUAUUAUAAAAGAAGGAGAAUCUGUAGAGCUCCGCAUCAUUCGAUCCAGGGGAGCUCUCGUUAAGCAGUUUCUCCACUACAGGGUAGAGCCAAGAGAUAGCAAUGAAUUCUAUGGAAACACAGGGGUACUGGAAUUUAAACCUGGGGAAAGAGAGAUCGUAAUCACCUUGCUAAGCAGAUUGGAUGGAAUACCAGAGUUGGAUGAACACUAUUGGGUGGUCCUCAGCAGCCAUGGUGAACGGGAAAGCAAGUUGGGAAGUGCUACUGUGGUCAAUAUAACGAUUCUAAAAAAUGAUGAUCCUCAUGGGAUUAUAGAAUUUGUUUCUGAUGAUCUAAUUGUUACGAUAAAUGAAAGUAAAGGAGACGAUAUCUAUAGUGCUGUUUAUGGUAUAAUAAGAAAUCGAGGCAACUUUGAUGACGUUAGUGUAUCAUGGGUGGUUAGUCCAGACUUUACACAAGAUGUAUUUCCUGUCCAAGGGACUGUUUUCUUUGGAGAUCAGGAAUUUUUAAAAAAUAUCACCAUUUACUCCCUUCCAGAUGAGAUUCCAGAGGAAAUGGAGGAAUUCACCAUUACCCUACUUAAUGCCACUGGAGGAGCUAAAAUAGGAAAUAAGACUGCUGCAAUUCUGAGGAUCAGAAGAAAUGAUGACCCCAUUUAUUUUGCAGAACCUCGCAUAGUGAGGGUUCAGGAAGGUGAGACUGCUGACUUUACAGUUCUCAGAAAUGGAUCUGUUGAUGUUGUUUGCACCGUCCAGUAUGCUACCAUGGACGGGAAGGCCACCGCAAGAGAGGGAGACUUUGUUCCUGUUGAAAAAGGAGAAACGCUUGUUUUUGAGGUUGGAAGUAGAGAGCAGAGAAUAUCUGUAUUCGUUAACGAAGAUGAUAUCCCAGAAACAGAUGAGCACUUUUAUAUAAUCCUCUUUAACUCAACAGGCGAUACAGUAGUAUAUCAACAUGGAAUAGCUACAGUGAUAAUUGAAGCUAAUGAUGACCCAAAUGGUAUUUUUUCUUUGGAGCCCAUAGACAAAGCAGUAGAAGAAGGAAAGACUAAUUCAUUUUGGGUUGUGCGGCAGCGAGGACACUUUGGCAAUGUUUCUGUGGCUUGGCAGCUGUUUCAGAAUGAUUCUGCUUUGCAGCCUGGACAAGAGUUCUAUGAAACUUCAGGGACUGUAAACUUCACGGAUGGAGAAGGAGCCAAACCAAUCAUCCUCCAUGCUUUUCCAGAUAACAUUCCUGAAUUCAAUGAGUUUUAUAUUUUAAAGCUAGUAAAUAUUUCAGGUGGGUCCCCAGGUCCUGGGGGUCAACUAGCAGGAACCAACCUCCAGGUGACAGUUAUGAUUCCAUUCAAUGAUGAUCCCUUUGGAGUUUUUAUCUUGGAUCCAGAGUGCUUAGAGAGAGAAGUAGCAGAAGAUGUUCUCUCAGAAGACGAUAUGUCUUAUAUCACCAACUUCACCAUUUUGAGGCAACAGGGUGUCUUUGGUAAUGUACGUGUAGGCUGGGAAAUCCUGUCCAGUGAGUUCCCUGCUGGUUUGCCUCCAAUGACAGAUCUUCUGCUGGUUGGACUUUUCCCCAGCACUGUGCAUUUACAGCCACACAUGAGGCGUCACCAUAGCGGGACAGAUGCUUUGUACUUCAGUGGACAAGAGGGUGCAUUUGGAACUGUUAAUCAAAAAUACCAUCCUUCCAGGAACAACUCAAUUGCCAAUUUUACUUUUUCAGCUUGGGUAAUGCCCAAUGCCAAUACUAAUGGAUUUGUUAUAGCAAAGGAUGAUGGUAAUGGAAGCAUCUACUAUGGGGUAAAAAUUCAAACCAACGAAUCCCAUGUGACACUUUCCCUUCAUUACAAAACUUUGGGAUCCAAUGCUACCUAUGUUGCCAAGACAACAGCCCUGAAAUAUGUAGAAGAGAAUAUUUGGCUUCAUCUUCUCAUUAUCCUGGAUGAUGGCAUAAUUGAAUUCUACCUUGAUGGAAGUGCAAUGCCCAGAGGAAUCAAGAGUCUGAAAGGAGAAGCCAUCACUGAUGGUCCUGGAACUCUGAGAAUUGGGGCAGGAAUGAAUGGCAGUGACAGAUUUACAGGUCUGAUGCAGGAUGUGAGGUUCUAUGAGCAGAAACUGACCCUUGAAGAAAUUUAUGAACUUCACGCCAUGCCAGCAAAGAGUGAUUUACACCCUGUCUCUGGGUAUCUGGAGUUCAGACAGGGAGAAACCAACAAAUCCUUCAUUAUUUCUGCAAAAGAUGAUAAUGAAGAGGAAGGAGAAGAGUUAUUCAUCCUUAAACUAGUCUCUGUAUAUGGAGGAGCUCGUAUUUCUGAACAGAAUGCUACAGCAAGAUUAAUAAUACAAAAAAGUGACAAUGCCAAUGGGCUGUUUGGUUUCACAGGGGCUUGUAUACCAGAGAUCGCAGAGGAGGGGUCCACCAUUUCGUGUGUGGUGGAGCGGACCCGAGGAGCUCUGGGUUACGUACAUGUCUUUUACACCAUCUCGCAGAUCGAAUCUGAUGGCAUUAAUUAUCUUGUUGAUGAUUUUGCUAAUGCCAGUGGGACUAUCACAUUCCUUCCUUGGCAGAGAUCAGAGGUUCUGAAUAUAUAUGUUCUUGAUGAUGACAUUCCUGAGCUAAAUGAGUAUUUCCGUGUGACAUUGGUUUCUGCAAUUCCUGGAGAUGGGAAAUUAGGUUCAACUCCCACCAGUGGUGCAAGUAUAGAUCCUGAAAAGGAAACUACAGAUAUCACUAUCAAAGCCAGUGAUCAUCCAUAUGGCUUGCUGCAGUUCUCCACCGGGCUGCCUCCCCAGCCUGAGGACACGAUGACCCUGCCUGCAAGCACUGUUCCACACGUCACGGUGCAGGAGGAAGAUGGAGAAGUUAGGCUAUUGGUCGUCCGUGCACAAGGACUCCUGGGGAGGGUGAUGGCGGAAUAUAGAACAGUGUCCUUGACAGCAUUCAGCCCUGAGGACUACCAGAGUGCUGCUGGUACCUUAGAAUUUCAACCAGGAGAAAGAUAUAAAUACAUUUCUGUUAAUAUAACUGAUAAUUCUAUCCCUGAAUUGGAAAAAUCUUUUAAAGUUGAAUUGUUAAACUUGGAGGGAGGAGUGACUGCUGAACUCUAUAGGGUUGAUGGCAGUGGUAGUGGUGAUGGGGACAUGGAAUUCUUCCUUCCAACUAUUCACAAACGUGCCAGUCUAGGAGUGGCUUCCCAAAUACUAGUGACAAUUACGGCCUCUGACCAUGCUCAUGGUGUAUUUGAAUUUAGCCCUGAGUCACUCAUUGUCAGCGGAACUGAACCAGAAGACGGGUACAGCACUGUUAUAUUCAAUAUUAUAAGAAGUCAUGGAGCUCUGUCUCAAGUGACUUUGCUAUGGAGCAUAGACUCUGAUCCAGAUGGUGAUCUGGCCUUCACCUCUGGUAAUGUCACGUUUGAAAUUGGGCAAAAAAGUGCCAACAUCACAGUGGAAAUAUUGCCGGAUGAAGAGCCAGAACUGGAUAAGGCAUUCUCUGUGUCAAUCCUCAAUGUCUCCAGUGGAUCUUUGGGAGUUCAUACUAAUGCCACAUUAAUAGUUUUGGCUAGUGAUGAUCCUUAUGGAGUCUUCAUCUUUUCUGAGAAAAAUAGACCUAUAGAAGUUGAAGAAGCAACUCAGAACAUCACAUUGUCAAUAAUAAGGUUAAAAGGCCUCAUGGGAAAAAUCAUGGUCACAUAUGCAACAUUGGACGAUAUGGAAAAACCACCUUAUUUUCCACCUAAUUUAGCCAGAGCAACUCAAGGAAGGGACUAUAUACCAGCUUCUGGAUUUGCUCUUUUCAGAGCCAAUCAGAGUGAGGCCACAAUAACGAUUACAAUUUUGGAUGAUGAUGAACCAGAAAGGUCAGAGUCUGUGUUUGUUGAACUACUCAACUCUACUUUAAUAGAGAAAGUACAAAAUCGUCCAAUUCCCAAUUCUCCACGCCUUGGACCUAAGGUAGAAACUAUCGCUCACCUAAUUAUCAUUGCCAAUGAUGAUGCCUUUGGAAUUCUUCAGCUAUCAGCUCCACUUGUUCGAGUGGCAGAAAAUCAUGUUGGACCCAUUAUCAAUGUGACGAGAACAGGAGGAGCAUUUGCAGAUGUAUCUGUGAAGUUUAAAGCUGUGCCAAUAACUGCAAUAGCUGGUGAAGACUAUAGUAUAGCUUCAUCAGAUGUGGUCUUGCUAGAAGGGGAAACCAGUAAAGCUGUGCCAAUAUAUAUCAUUGAUGACAUUUACCCUGAGCUGGAAGAAUCUUUUCUUGUGCAACUGCUGAAUGAAACAACAGGAGGAGCCAAACUAGGGGAGUUAACAGAGGCAAUCAUUAUUAUUGAGGCCUCUGAUGACCCCUAUGGAUUAUUUGGUUUUCAGAUUACUAAACUUAUUGUAGAGGAACCUGAGUUUAAUUCAGUGAAGGUAAACCUGCCAAUAAUUCGAAAUUCUGGGACACUCGGCAAUGUUACUAUUCAGUGGGUUGCCACCAUUAAUGGACAGCUUGCUACUGGCGACCUGCGAGUUGUCUCAGGUAAUGUGACCUUUGCCCCUGGGGAAACCAUUCAAACCUUGUUGUUAGAGGUCCUGGCUGACGACGUUCCGGAGAUUGAAGAGGUUAUCCAAGUGCAACUAACUGAUGCCUCUGGUGGAGGUACUAUUGGGUUAGAUCGAGUGGCAAAUAUUGUUAUUCCUGCCAAUGAUAAUCCUUAUGGCACAGUAGCCUUUGUUCAGUCGGUUUACCGUGUUCAAGAGCCUCUGGAGAGAAGUUCCUGUGCUAACAUAACUGUCAGGAGAAGCGGCGGGCGCUUUGGUCAGCUCUUGCUGUUCUACAGUACUUCCGAUAUUGAUGUAGUGGCUCUUGCAGUGGAGGAAGGUCAAGAUUUACUGUCCUACUAUGAAUCGCCGAUGCAGGGGGUGCCUGACCCGCUCUGGAGAACUUGGGUGAAUGUCUCUGCCGUGGGGGAGCCCCAGCUUACUUGCGCCGCUUUGUGCCUCAAAGAACACGCAUGCUCAGCGUUUUCAUUUUUCAGUGCCCCCGAGGGCCCCCAGUGUUUUUGGAUGACAUCGUGGAUCAGUCCGAAUGUUAGCCACUCAGACUUCUGGACCUAUAGGAAAAACAUGACCAGGGUAGCGUCUCUUUUUAGCGGUCAGGCUGUGGCUGGCAGUGACUAUGAGCCUGUGACAAGGCAAUGGGUCAUAAUGCAGGAAGGCGAUGAAUUUGCAAAUCUUACAGUUUCUAUUCUUGUGGAUGAUAUCCCAGAGAUGGAUGAGAGUUUCCUAAUUUCUCUUGUUGAAGUUCACCUCAUGAACAUCACAGCCAGUUUUGAAAACCAGCCAACCAUAGGACAGCCAAAUACUUCUACAGUUGUCAUAGCAUUAAAUGGCGAUGCCUUUGGCGUGUUCGUGAUGUACAGUAUUAGUCCCAACACCUCAGAAGACGGCUUAUACGUAGAAGUCCAGGAGAAGCCCCAGACCACAGUGGAGCUGAUGAUCCACAGGACGGGGGGGAGCUUAGGUCAGGUGACAGUCGAGUGGCGUGUUGUUGGUGGAACCGCUACUGAAGGUUUAGAUUUUAUAGGUGCUGGAGAAAUUCUGACUUUUGCUGAAGGUGAAGCAAAAAAGAUAGCCAUUUUAACCAUUUUGGACGAUCCCGAGCCAGAGGACGAUGAGAGCAUCAUAGUGAGCUUAGUGUACACUGAAGGCGGAAGCAGAAUUUUGCCCAGCUCCGACACUGUGCGAGUGAACAUUUUGGCCAAUGACAACGUGGCGGGAAUUGUUAGCUUUCAAACAGCUUCCAGAUCUGUCAUAGGUCAUGAAGGAGAAAUUUUGCAAUUCCAUGUGAUAAGAACACCCCCUGGUCGAGGAAAUGUUACUGUCAACUGGAAAAUUAUUGGGCAAAAUCUAGAACUCAAUUUUGCUAACUUUACUGGACAGCUUUUCUUUUCUGAGGGGUCAUUGAACAAAAUAAUAUGUGUGCAUUUGUUGGACGACAACAUUCCUGAGGAGAAAGAAGUUUACCAAGUCAUUCUGUAUGAUGUCAGGACACAAGGAGUCCCACCGGCAGGAGUUGCUCUGCUUGACGCCCAGGGAUACGCGGCUGUCCUGACUGUGGAAGCCAGUGAUGAACCACAUGGAGUUUUAAAUUUUGCUCUUUCAUCAAGAUUUGUUUUGCUACAAGAGGCUGACAUAACGAUUCAGCUUUUCAUCAACAGAGAAUUUGGAUCUCUAGGAGCCAUUAAUGUCACAUAUACCACAGUUCCUGGAAUAUUGAGUCUAAAGAAUCAGACAGAAGGAAACUUAGCUGAUCCAGAUGUUGACUUUGUCCCGGUAGUUGGCUUUCUGAUUUUAGAAGAGGGGGUAACAGCAGCAGCCAUCAACAUAACUAUACUUGAGGAUGAUAUACCAGAACUGGAAGAAUAUUUCCUCGUGAACUUAACUUAUGUUGAACUUAUCAUGGCUCCUUUAACUUCAUUUCCUCCUAGACUGGAUCCAGAGGGCUUGACUGCACAAAUUAUUAUUGAUGCCAACGAUGGUGCUCGAGGCAAAAUCGAAUGGCAAUAUAGCAGGUUUGAAAUUAAUGAAACCCAAGGACGUUUAACACUGAUAGCCCAGAGGAGUGAGGGGGCUCUUGGCCAUGUUUCCUUGUUCGUGUAUGCCCAGAAUUUGGAAGCACAGCUGGGGCUGGAUUACAGCUUUACCCCAAUGAUUCUUCACUUUGCUCAUGGAGAACGGUAUAAAAAUGUUGACAUCAUGAUUCUUGAUGAUGAUAUUCCAGAAGGAGAUGAAAAAUUUCAGCUGAUUUUAACAAAUCCUUCUCCUGGACUAGAACUGGGAGGAAAUACAAUAGCCUUAAUCACUGUCCUUGCUAAUGAUGAUGGCCCUGGAGUUCUGUCAUUUAACAACAGUGAGCACUUUUUUCUGAGAGAACCAGCAGCUCUCUAUGUACAAGAGAGCGUUGCAGUAUUAUACAUUGUUCGGGAACCUGCACAAGGCCUGUUUGGAACCGUGACAGUUCAGUUCAUUGUGACUGAAGUGGAUUCUUCAGUGGAGUCUAAAGAUCUGACUCCUUCCAAAGGCUAUAUUGUUUUAGAAGAAGGUGUUCGAUUCAAGGCCCUACACAUAUCUGCCAUAUUAGACACGGAACCAGAAAUGGACGAGCAUUUUGUUUGUACCUUGUUUAAUCCGACUGGAGGUGCUAGACUAGGGGCACAUGUUCGAACCCUGAUAACAGUUUUGCAAAACCAGGCCCCUUUGGGGCUAUUCAGUAUCUCUGCAGUUGCAAAUAGAGCCACCUCUAUAAAGAUCGAAGAAGCCAACAGGACUGUGUAUUUAAAUGUGUCACGUACUAAUGGCGUUGAUUUAGCUGUGAGUGUGGAGUGGGAGACAAUAUCUGAAACAGCCUUUGGCAUGAGGGGAAUGCAUAUUGUGUUUUCCAUAUUUCAAAGUUUUUUCGAUGCCUCGGCUUCUGGCUGGUGUUUCUUUACUUUGGAAGAUUCAGUAUAUGGUGUAAUGUUAAGAAAGGUGUCUUCUACUGUUUACCGAUGGCAAGGGGUUUUUAUUCCACUUGAGGAUUUAAAUAUAGGGAAUCCUAAAACUUGUGAGGCCUUUCAGAUUGGACUUUCUCCCUACUUUGUGAUUACUCAUGAAGAAAGACAUGAAGAAAAGCCUUCUGUUAACAGUGUGUAUACAUUCACAUCUGGACUCAAAUUAUUCCUGGUACAAACAAUAAUUAUUUCAGAAAGUUCUCAAGUAAGGUAUUUUACUUCAGACAGUCAAGAUUAUUUAAUUGUUGCAAGUCAAAGAAAUGAUUCUGCAUUAACACAGGUCUUCCGGUGGAAUGGAGGAAGCUUCGUGUUGCAUCAGACACUCCCUGUCCGAGGUGUGCUGGCCAUGGCCUUGUUCACCAGAGGAGGCUCUGUGUUCUUAGCCAUUUCCCAGGCUCAUGCCAGGCUCAAUGCCGUUUUACUGAGAUGGUCUGGAAAUGAGUUUAUUAACUUUCAAGAAGUGCCGAUCAGUGGGACAACACAAGUCGAGGCCUUGAUUUCAGGAGAUGAUAUUUACUUAAUUUUUGCCAAAUCUGUCUCUCUAGGAGAUCAGAGUUCAAUUGAUAUUUUCAUCUGGGAGCCAGGACAGUUUCCUUUUAGAUAUUUUCAGUCCCUGGAUUUUGCUGCUAAUAGGAUCCACUCCUUCACACCGGCUUCAGGAAUAGUGCACAUACUUCUCAUUGGCCACACUGUGUCUGCUCUCUAUGGCUGGAAUUCAGAGCUGAAUCAGUUCUCUUUUAUUCUGGAAGCACCUUCUGCUCAUGAUGCAGCUUCCGUCACAGUCAAGUCCCUUAAUUCAAGCAAGGAUUUAAUUGCUCUAGUGGGAGCCACCCACUCACACAUAUAUGAGCUGGCCUAUGUUUCAAGCCAGUCUGACUUUAUUCCUAGUUCAGGUGAACUGAUAUUUGAACCUGGUGUCAGAGAAGCUAUAAUCGCAGUAAAUAUUCUCGAUGAUACAGUUCCAGAGGAGGAAGAAUCUUUCAGAGUUCAGCUUAAAAAUCCUAAAGGAGGAGCAGAGAUUGGUAUUAAUGGUUAUGUAAAAAUCACUAUUCUGUCUAAUGAUGAUGCCUAUGGAGUUGUUGGAUUUGCUCAGAAUUCAUUAUAUAAGCAAGUGGAAGAAAUGGAGCAAGAUAGCCUACUAACCUUGAAUGUUGAGCGCUUAAAAGGAACUUAUGGUCGUAUAACUGUAGCAUGGGAAGCUGACGGAAGUAUUAGUGAUAUAUUUCCUAUCUCAGGAGUGAUUUCAUUUUCUGAAGGCCAGGCACUGUCUACAAUCACCCUGACCAUUCUUGCUGAUGAUGUCCCAGAGUUAUCAGAGAUUGUGACUGUAACACUCACCCGCAUUAGCACAGAAGGGGUUGAGGACCCAUCGAAAGGUGCUGCUAUUGAUCAGAAAAGAAGCAAGUCUGUGAUAACCACUCUGCCCAGUGACUCACCCUAUGGCUUGGUGGGCUGGCAUGCUGAGUCUCUCUUUGUUAGGGUAGCAGAGCCCAAAGAGAACAUCACCACUCUUCAGUUACAAAUUGUUCGAGAUAAAGGACUAUGCGGAGACAUUGCCAUUCACUUGAUAGCUAAACCCAAUUUCUUACUGCCCGUCAAUAAUCAAGCUACAGAGAAUGAAGAUUAUGUGCUACAAGAAACAAUAAUAAUAAUGAAAGAAAAUAUAAAAGAAACUUAUGUCAAAGUUACCAUUUUACCGGAUGAUGCUCCUGAGUUGGAGGAAGGAUUCAUUGUCAACAUCACCAAGGUGUACCUGGUGAACUCUGACUUCUCUGCAGGACAGCCACGCGUUCGGAGACCCGGGAUGGAAAUAGUUGAGAUAAUGAUAGAAGAAAAUAAUGAUCCCAGAGGAAUCUUUAAGUUUCGUGUUACCAGAGAUGCUGUUGGAGUUAUCACUGCCUAUGAGGUACCUCCACCCCUGAACAUUCUUCGAGUUCCUGUAGUCCGGCUGGCUGGAAGCUUUGGGGCAGUGGAUGUUUAUUGGAAAGCAACACUGGACAGUGCUGGCCUGGAAGACUUUAAGCCAUCUCAUGGGAUUCUUAAAUUUGCAGAUAGACAAGUUACUGCCAUGAUAGAAAUAACCAUAAUUGAUGAUGCUGAAUUUGAACUCAUGGAGACUUUUAGUAUUUCCUUAAUCAGGGUGACUGGAGGUGGCAGACUUGGUGAUGAUGUUGUAGUAACUGUUGUAAUUCCACAAAAUGAUUCUCCAUUUGGAGUAUUUGGAUUUGAAGAAAAGACUGUAAUGGUUGAUGAAUCCCUUCUGUCUGAUGACCCUGAUUCAUAUGUGACAUUGACGGUCGUCCGGUCACCAGGAGGAAAAGGAGCCGUCCGAUUGCAGUGGACUGUGGAUGAGAUGGCUAAGGAUGACCUCAGUCCUUUGAAUGGGACGCUUCAUUUCGAUGAGACUGAGUCCCAGAAGACCAUUGUAUUGCACACACUUCAAGACACGGUGUUGGAGGACAGGCGUUUCACCAUUCAGCUGAUAUCAGCUGAUGAGGCAGAAAUAUCUCCAGUGAAAGGUAGCGCAUCAAUAAUCAUUCGGGGAGAUAAGGGAGCUUCAGGAGAAGUUGGGAUCGCACCGUCCUCCAGGCACAUCCUCAUUGGGGAACCCUCAGCAAAAUAUAAUGGGACUGCUAUCAUCAGCCUGGUUCGUGGCCCAGCGAUCUGGGGGGAGGUCACAGUGUAUUGGAGGAUUUUCCCUGCAUCCAUGGGGGAAUUUGCUGAAACAUCAGGAAAACUGACAAUGAGAGAAGGACAGUCUGCAGCAAUUAUAGUGAUCCAGGCUUUGAAUGAUGACAUUCCUGAGGAAAAGUGUUUCUAUGAGUUCCGGCUCACUGGUGUCAGUAAGGGGGGAAUACUGAGUGCGGCCAGCAGCACCGCCAAUAUCACAGUGGUGGCCAGUGACCUUCCCUAUGGCCGAUUCGCCUUUUCACAGGAGCAGCUUCGAGUGUCAGAGGAAGCACAAAGGGUGAACGUCACAGUCAUCCGAUCGGGUGGAUCGCUCCGUCCCGUGAGGCUCUGGUAUGAGACCGUGAGUGGGACCGCGGAGGCAGGCGUGGAUUUUGUCCCCGCCCCGGGGGAGCUCCUCUUUGACGCACGGGAGAUGGCGAAAAGCGUGCAGGUUGAAAUACUUGAUGAUAGCCUUCCUGAAGGCCCUGAGGAAUUUUCUCUAGUAAUUACAAAAGUGGAACUCCUCGAAAGAGGGUAUGAUUUUACCAUCCAAGAAAAUGGACUUCAAGUAGAUCAGCCUCCUGAAAUAGGAAACAUCUCCAUGGUCACAAUCAUAAUAAUGACAAAUGAUAAUGCAGAGGGCAUCAUUGAAUUUGACCCAAGGUAUACUGCCUUCGAAGUGGAGGAAGAUGUCGGGAUGAUCAUGAUUCCAGUGGUGAGGCUGCAUGGAGCACACGGCCGCGUGACAGCUGCGUUCACCUCCCAGAGCUCCUCUGCGGUUCCUGGCAUCGAUUAUCUACUGCAUGGGGACUCAGUCACAUUUCAGCAUGGGCAGAGCUUAAGUUUCAUCAAUGUCUCCAUCGCUGAUGGCCAUGAAAGUGAAUUUGCGGAGCCUGUUGAAAUUCUGCUCAUUGGAGCUACUGGUGGAGCGGUCCUUGGACGCCACCUAGUGAGCAGAAUCACAAUCACCAAGAGUGACUCUCCCUUCGGUGUUGUAAGAUUUCUUAAUCAAAGCAGAAUUUCUCUUUCUAAUCCCAAUUCUACAAUGACUUUACCCUUGGUGCUGGAGCGGACUGGAGGACUCUCAGGAGAGAUUCAGGUGAACUGGGAGAUAGUAGGACCCAAUUCUCAGGAUGCCUUACCACUACAGAACAGAGACUUCGCAGACCCAGUGAGCGGGGUCUUCUAUUUUGGAGAGGGAGAAGGUGGUGUGAGAACCAUAAUUCUGACCGUUCAUCCUCACGAAGAAAUUGAAGUCGAAGAGACUUUCGUUAUUAAGCUUACACUUGCGAAGGGACAAGCUAAGUUAGACUCCAGAGCUAAUGCUGUUACGUUAACAAUACAGAAGUUUGGAGAUCCCAAUGGAGUGGUUCAGUUCGCUCCCGAGUCUUUGUCUGUGAAGACCUAUUUGGAGCCUUCAGCUCUGGAAGGGCCCCUGAUCAUCACUUUCGUUGUCAAAAGAGUCAAGGGCAUUUUUGGAGAGAUUAAGGUUUACUGGGAAAUAAGUAGUCAGUUUGACAUUAUGGGAGACUUUCUCUCUACAAACGGCUUUUUCAUCAUUGCUGAUGGAGAGCGUGAAGUGAGCUUUGAUGUUCAUUUGCUACCGGAUGAUGUCCCCGAGAUAGAGGAAGCCUACGUGAUCCAGCUUGUUUCCGUAGAGGGAGGAGCCGAACUGGACCCGGAAAAAUGCAUCACGCAGUUCUCUGUUUCUGCAAAUGAUGACCCACAUGGAGUCUUCGCUCUGUAUGCAGGUCGCCAGGCAGUGCUCAUUGAGCAGGACCUCACCAGGUCCAUCCAAAUCAACGUAACCCGGCUUGCCGGGACUUUCGGAGAUGUGGCUGUUAGAUAUCGAAUAUCAUCUGAUCAUAAGGAGCAGCCAGUUGUUCCAGAGAAUGCAGAGAGGCAGCUGGUGGUCCAAGACGGUGCCAGCUCUAAAGUGGACACGGUGCCAGUAAAGAGCCAGGUCUUUCUAUCACUGGGCUCUAAUUUCACUUUGCAACUGGUGACUGUGAUGCUUGUUGGUGGACGUUCCUAUGGCGUGCCAAAAAUUCUCCAGGAAGCCAAAUCCGCCGUCCUACCUGUCCCCGAGAAAGCUGCCAAUUCUCAGGUGGGAUUUGAAUCGAACGCCUUUCCCCUCACGGACAUCACUGCCGGAACAAGCCACGUGGCGAUUUCUAGGAGAGGCACCUACGGCUCCAUCAUGGUUUCCUGGGUGGCCGGAUAUGCUCCUGGGUUAGAAGUGCCUGAAUUCAUUGUUGUUGGCAACAUGACCCCGAAACUGGGGAGCCUUUCCUUUUCCCACGGAGAACAAAGUAAAGGCGUCUUGUUGUGGACGUUUCCCAGCCCUGGCCAGCCAGAGGCCUUUGUCCUUCACCUCUCAGGAGUCCAGAGCAGUGCCCCUGGCGGGGCCGAGCUUAGAUCAGGUUUCACUGUUGCCGAAAUUGAGCCAAUGGGAAUCUUUCAGUUUUCCCCUAGUUCAAGGCAUAUCGUCGUGUCAGAGGGUACUCAGGUGAUCAGAUUACAUGUACAAAGACUCUUUGGGUUCCACGGCAAUCUUAUUAAAGUCUCCUAUCAGACAACCGCAGGGAGUGCCAAGCCAUGGGAAGAUUUUGAGCCUGUUCAGAACGGGGAGCUGCUUUUUCAGAAAUUCCAAGCCGAGGUCCAUUUUGAAAUAAUCAUUAUUAAUGACCAGCUUCCUGAGAUAGAAGAAUUUUUUUACAUUAAUCUAACCGCAGUAGAAAUGAAAGGAUUGCAGAAGUUUACAAACACCAACUGGCGCCCGCGCCUGAGUCUGGAUUUCAGUGUGGCAGUGAUCACAAUACGGGAUGACGAUGACGCAGGAACUGACUCCACCGCACACCCCGACGUGACCAAGGUAACUGCCACUCCACAGCCAACGGCAGUGGCAGCCGCCGAUACUGGGGCAACUGCGAGCCCUGUCAUCCGGCCCGAGACGGCCACUGGAACUGCGAAUGUUUUCAUUCAUGGAGCCUUUAGUCUUGGGCCGCCCAUUGUUUACGUGGAGGAGGACAUGAAGAAUGGGACACUGAACGCAGCAGAGAUUCUUAUCCGAAGAACUGGUGGCUCUACUGGCAAUGUCAGUGUAACAGUUAAAACUUUCGGUGGAAGAUCUGCUCAGAAGGAACCACAUGCAUUGCCCUUUCAUGAUGCCUAUGGACUGUCCAACCUAACGUGGGCGGUAGAAGAGGAGGACUUUGCAGAACAAACUCUCAUCCUUACAUUUGCAGAUGGAGAAAGAGAACGGAAAGUAUUGGUUCAAAUUUUGGACGAUGAUGAGCCCGAGGGGCAGGAAUUCUUCUACGUUUUUCUCACAGACCCACGAGGGGGAGCACAGAUUGUGACGGGGAAGGAUGACACCGGGUUUGCAGCUUUUGCCAUGAUCAUUAUCACAGGGAGUGAUCUUCAAAAUGGCAUCAUAGGAUUCAGUGAAGGGUCCCAGAGUGGGCUCGAGCUGGGUGAAGGAGCUGAUAGAAACAGACUGCAUCUUACUGUCACAAGGCAGCCAAACAGGGCCUUUGAAGAUGUCAAGGUCUCCUGGCGAGUCACAUUUAACAAGACAUCCCCUGUGCUCCAGAAGGACGGAGUGAACCUGAGGGAUGAACUUCUCUCUGUGUCCGGGAUCACAACCUGUGCAACAGGUCAGACAAAGUGCUCCAUCACCAUGGAGCUCAAACCUGGGAAGAUACCACAAGUUGAAACAUAUUUUUUUGUGGAACUGUAUGAAGUCACUGCUGGAGCAGCGAUAAACAGUAGCGCUAGAUUUGCACAGAUCAAAUUCUUACAGAGUGCUGAGCCUCAGAGCCUCGUGUAUUUUUCUGUGGGUUCCCGGCUACCAGUGGCUCAUAAAAAGGCCACUUUAAUCAGUUUGCAGGUGUCCAGAGAUUCUGGGACAGGACUAAUGGUGUCUGUUAACUUCGGUACCCAGGAGUUGAGGAGCGCUGAGACAGUGGGCCGGACGCUCAUCUCUCCAGCUCUUUCUGGGAAGGAUUUUGUGAGAACUGAAGGCACCUUGGUCUUCGAACCUGGCCGGAGAAACACCGUAUUGGAUGUCGUCCUAACCCCAGAGACAGGGUCUUUAAAUCCAUUUCCUAAACGCUUCCAGGUUGUACUUUUUGACCCAAAAGGCGGUGCCCGCGUCGAUACAGCGUAUGGGACUGCCAACAUCACGCUGGUCUCCGACGCGGACGCGCAGGCCGUGUGGGGGCUUGCGGACCAGCUGCAGCAGCCCCUGGACGGGGACAUCCUCAGCAGAGUGCUCCACAGCGUCAGCGUGAAGGUGGCCACAGAGAGCACUGACGAGCAGCUCAGUGCCGUGAUGCACUUAAUACACAAGAUAACUGUUGAAGGAAAAAAGCAAGCAUUCAGUAUUGAAAACCGAAAUCUCUUCUAUGAUAUUCUUUGUGCUCUUAUUAACCCGAAGCGCAAGGACACUAGGGGAUUCAGCCACUUUUCUGAAGUGACGGAGGAUUUUGCCUUUUCUCUGCUGACCGAUGUUACCUGUGGCUCUCCGGGUGAAAAAAGCAAAACCAUCCUCGACAGCUGCCCAUAUUUGUCAAUACUGGCUCUUCGUUGGUAUCCCCAGCAAAUCAACGGGCACAAGUUUGAAGGGAAGGAAGGCGAUUAUAUUCGAAUUCCAGAAAGGUUAUUAGAUGUCCCGGAUGCAGAAAUCAUGUCUGGGAGAAGUACGUGCGAAUCUGUCCAGUUUACAGAGUACAGCAGCCAGCAGUGGUUUAUAAGUGGAAACAGCCUCCCUGCCCUGAAAAAUAAGGUAUUAUCUUUGAGUGUGAAAGGUCAGAGUUCACAGCCCCUGACUGACAACAGUGAGGUUCUCUACAGGAUUUAUGCUGCCGAGCCUAGAAUUGUUCCCAAAACCUCACUAUGUCUCCUUUGGAAUCAGGCUGCUGCAAGCUGGUUGUCUGACAGUCAAUUUUGCAAAGUGGUUGAGGAUACUUCAGACUACGUAGAAUGUGCCUGUUCAUACAUGUCUGUGUACGCUGUCUACGCCCAGACCGACAGCUUGUCUUCAUACAAUGAAGCCUUUUUCUCCUCUGGAUUUAUAUGCAUUUCAGGUCUCUGCCUGGCUGUGCUUUCCCAUAUCUUCUGUGCCAGGUAUUCCAUGUUUGCGGCUAAGCUUCUGACUCACAUGAUGGCAGCCAGCUUAGGUACACAGAUUGUGUUUCUGGCAUCUGCAUAUGCAAGUCCCCAGCUCACAGAUGAGAGCUGUUCGGCCCUGGCUGCUGUCGCCCAUUACCUGUAUCUUUGCCAGUUUAGCUGGAUGCUCAUUCAGUCUGUGAAUUUCUGGUACGUACUGGUGAUGAAUGAUGAACACACAGAGAGGCGCUAUCUGCUGUUUUUCCUUCUGAGCUGGGGACUUCCAGCUUUUGUGGUGAUUCUGCUCAUAGUAAUUUUGAGAGGAAUCUAUCAUCAGAGCAUGCCACAGAUCUACGGACUCAUCCACGGUGACCUGUGUUUCAUCCCUAAUAUCUAUGCCGCUCUGUUCACCGCAGCCCUGGUCCCUUUAAUGUGCCUUGUGGUGGUAUUUGUGGUGUUCAUCCACGCCUACCAGGUGAAGCCGCAGUGGAAAGCAUAUGACGAUGUCUUCAGGGGAAGAACAAAUGCCGCAGAAAUUCCACUGGUUUUAUAUCUCUUUGCCCUGAUUUCUGUGACAUGGCUUUGGGGAGGCCUGCACAUGGCUUACAGACACUUCUGGAUGUUGGUCCUCUUUGUCAUUUUCAACAGUCUGCAGGGACUUUACGUUUUUGUGGUCUAUUUCAUUCUUCACAACCAGACUUGUUGCCCCAUGAAGGCCAGCUACACAGUGGAAAUGAACGGACACCCAGGACCCAGCACAGCCUUCUUCACACCCGGGAGUGGAAUGCCUCCUUCUGGAGGGGAAAUCAGCAAGUCCACCCAGAAUCUAAUCAGUGCUAUGGAGGAGGUGCCACCUGACUGGGAGAGGGGAUCCUUCCAACAAGCCAGCCAGGCCAGUCCCGACUUAAAGCCAAGUCCACACAAUGGCGCCACCUUCCCUUCCUCCGGGGCUUAUGGCCAGGGCUCACUGAUAGCCGAUGAGGAGUCCCAGGAGUUUGAUGACUUGAUAUUUGCAUUAAAAACUGGUGCUGGUCUCAGUGUCAGUGAUAAUGAAUCUGGUCAAGGCAGCCAGGAGGGAGGCACCUUGACUGACUCCCAGAUUGUAGAACUCAGGAGGAUACCUAUUGCUGACACCCAUCUCUAGCGGCACAGUAACCAUUAGAAUGAGGAUACUCUCAUCUUUGUAUUGGCUUUGUGCUAAAACUCUAUAAGUACAUGCAGCCAUAUAAAUAGGAAACUGUGAAAUUAGUAACCCAGAAGUGAUUGUUGUGUUGGAAUAUAAAUUACUUGUGUCUUUGUGCAACCUGAAAAUUCAUUGCUAUAAUGAAAGACCGGAUUGAGUUAUAUCAGUUAAUAGAAUGUACAUAUUCCAAGAAUAUUAGUUGUUUGUAAUCAUCAUACAUGGCUAACAUUGUUUAAUAACAGUAAUAACAAUCAAUAAAAACAAUAGAAUCCAUUUGGCAUCCCCGAGGUUCAUUAUUUAUGAGGAAAUGUUGGGCAUGAGCAAAGCAACAAGCUCCAUGUCUAGGUGAUGUUAAGUGCCCUAUUGCUUCCAGUGUUGAUGCAGGUGAUCCAGAUUCAAGGCUUCACAGCACCUAGAAGACUUUCAUUCCUAAAAACCACACAAUUUCUUUUCUGCUGACAGGGUUACUGCAGUUUUCAUAGUCUUUCAUUGAAAGUAUGUAUUUCUGCUCAUUACAAAAUUAGGGAACUGAACUUUUUCCAAAAUGAAUGUUCUGUUCCCAGUUAAAAAUAACUCCAGCAAGCAUUUUAGCACAGUGAUGAAGAGGAUCAUUCAAACAGUACAGUUUGUUUGGGAGAAAUGUUUCUUGGUUUGGAUUUUUAGUCUUUCCUUUCUUGGAAUGAGAAAUCAGAAAGCCUGUCCCAGAACAAACACUAUUGUGUUCGUGAUGAUUUCAUUGACUAUGGUUCCAGAACAGUCAUUAGGAACAGAACAAGUCUGUCCUAAGGAAGCCUUUUUGACCUUUGGAAUUGCUAAGUAAUUUUGAGAGAAUCAGUAUCAUUCCAAGAAAAAAUUAAAAUUAAUAAAAUUUUAUG